Penicillium canariense is the source of this 1218-nucleotide messenger RNA. Its product is annotated as FAD-dependent oxidoreductase. The transcript has a single exon. The record is from RefSeq and is a predicted model, not a curated record. Gene Ontology annotation, molecular function: FAD binding; monooxygenase activity. Bases 1 to 1218 code for a protein of 405 amino acids. NCBI's taxonomy places the organism in Eukaryota, Fungi, Ascomycota, Eurotiomycetes, Eurotiales, Aspergillaceae.
AUGGUAUCAAACGAAGUUGCAAUUAUUGGCGCUGGCCUUUCGGGCCUCGCACUCGCACUUGCUCUGCACAAACAAUCCAUCCCAUGUACUAUAUACGAAUCACGCUCAGCCUCCCUCGACAUAGGUGGUGCCAUCAUGCUCUCGCCAAAUGCUCUGCGUGUCCUCGAUGCCGUUGGUGUGUACAAGAAAAUAAAACAACUUGGCUUCGAAUUUACCCGUCUAUACUUCUACACCGACAAGCUACUCGACUCUUAUGAGUUUGGAGAUCGGCAAAAAUACGAGUACGAUGCGCUGAGAAUAUACCGGUACGAGUUGAUCGAUGUGCUUCUUGGUGCUGUCAAAGAGAAUGGUAUUCCAAUCGAGUACGGCAGGAAGUUCGUUCGAAUCCUGACAGAGACUGAGACGGAAGUUACCUGGGAAUUUGAGGACGGCAACACUGGUCGGGCUGCCUGCCUUGUUGGAGCCGACGGCAUCCAUUCGCGAGUCCGAAGAUAUCUGUAUCCAAACUUGGAGCCACGAUUCACCAAUGCAGUGGGUGUCACUGCUGCUGUCCUCACAAGCCAGAUCAAAUCUGCGGAUGCAUUCAAAAUGCCUUUAACCAUCAUGAACCCCAAAUAUGGAGCCUUUGUCAUCGCGAAGCAACUAUCUGAUGGAUCUGAGGUCCUGAUCGGCAAGCAGAAGCAGGCCACUGAUCUGGACCGCGAAGGAUGGAACAGGCUUCUGAGCGACAAGCAGUGGUGUGUGGACUUCUUGCGAGAAGGCGCAGAGACUUUUCCCGAGAUCGUGCAGUCGUCUGUCUCCCACAUCCCCUUGGAUAAAGUCAAUCUGUGGCCAUUCUAUGUGGUUCCCAAGCUUGACACCUGGGCAUCGAAGUAUUCUCGGGUGGUGAUCCUUGGUGAUGCGGCGCACGCUAUUCCCCCAACCGCUGGACAGGGAGUCAACCAGGCCUUUGAAGAUGUUUAUACUUAUUCUUUAAUUAUCUCCAAGUGCCGCCAGAACAGCCUGGAAAAAGGCUUGAAGGUUUGGCAACAGGGUCGUCAGGAAAGAAUUGACCGGGUUUUAGAUCUCAAUGCGCAAAUUGAUGCGCGGAGAAUGCCAAAAGAUCCUCGUUCGGCCCAUUCAGACUGGGAAACUAAACCGUUUGACUUGGCGUGGCUGUAUAGUACAAACUUUGAUGAGAUGGUAGAGAAUUGGCUCGUGAGAAUUACCCUUGCUUGA